Mytilus trossulus (common blue mussel) is the source of this 4733-nucleotide messenger RNA. RefSeq names its product patched domain-containing protein 3-like. The transcript is spliced from 4 exons. Bases 80 to 2671 code for a protein of 863 amino acids. Gene Ontology annotation, biological process: transmembrane transport. The record is from RefSeq and is a predicted model, not a curated record. NCBI's taxonomy places the organism in Eukaryota, Metazoa, Mollusca, Bivalvia, Mytilida, Mytilidae. Gene Ontology annotation, cellular component: membrane. Gene Ontology annotation, molecular function: transmembrane transporter activity.
CGUUACUCUCCCCUUGAUUGUUACAUAACAUAAUGCGGGAAUGGAAGGAAUGAAGAUCUUGUAAUAUAAAGAAGUUAAAAUGAGUUGCCUUAGCUGCUACACUGCUGUUGAAGGAUUUAUAGGAAAGAAAUUUCAAAGUUAUGGGGGAUUAGUCGCAUCUCAUCCUUGGAAGUUUAUCAUUGGGUAUAUUCUUGUUAUGGGUUUGUUUAGUUUAGGGCUUCUAAACUUACAGAUGAAUGAUGAUCUAGAACAAACAUUUACACCAUUAAAUAGUCAAGCAAUUCAAGAUAGAAGUACAUUAUUAGGUUUAUACAAGGACUACUCGCGGUCACACUUCAAUUCCUACAACAAACUCACGUAUGGACUGUAUGGAGAUGUAAUAUUCAAAUCCAAAGAUGGAGAAAAUAUAUUAAACUCAACUUAUUUAAGUGAAAUAGAAUCAGUUUAUCGUACAGUUCUCAACAUCACUUGCAACAACACUCAAGGAUCUGUCUCAACAUAUGAUGAACUCUGUGCUAUGAGCAAUGGCACAUGCAAUAUUGAGGGAAACCUUUUGUUAACACAAGAGUUCAAAACAGCUAUUUCAAUAGAAAAUAUUCCCUAUCCCAUAUUUCAGGGAAGAAAAAUUAGCACAUAUUUUGGUAAUGUAGAGUACACAAAUGGAAUAGUGCAGUAUGCAUCCUCAAUUAAGCUGAGAUUUAACCUGCGAACAGAUACUCCAAGUUACUUUGAUACUAGCAAACUCUGGAUAAAAGAGUUCCAAGAAGUAAUGAAAAAGCUUGAACAUUCAUCAAUUGAAAUAGCAUUUGCACAUUCAUAUUCACUGGAAGAAGGAUUGAACACCAAUAUUGGCGGAGAUGUUUUAUACUUUUCAAUUACUGUUACUCUUAUGUUGUUUUAUGCUGGUUUUGCAAUAAGCAACAAAGACUGUUUAUCAGACAGACAGAAUUUAGCUAGAGCUGCUGUUUUAGGCAUGGGUUUGGCCAUUGUUGGAGCUCUUGGAUUUGUUAGUGCUUGUGGAGUUGAGUUUGUUGCCAUAGUUGGAGUAAUGCCGUUUCUGAUAAUAGGAAUUGGCUUAGAUGACAUGUUCUUGCUGCUGACUGGGUUAGCCAGUACAUAUGAAGAAGGUGGACCUGUAGAACCUAAGAAGAAAGUCAUGAUGACCAUGAGAACAAGUGGAGUUGCAAUAACUCUAACAUCAAUUACAGAUUUGGUUGCAUUUUUUGUUGGAAUGACUUCUCCCUUUCUUGCAGUGAGAAACUUUUGUGCCUAUACAGGUGUGGCAGUGCUGUUUGGCUACCUUAGUUAUAUCACAUUUUACUUGGCUUGUAUAACCCUGAAUGAACAACGUGUGCAGAAAGGUUUACAUAUCCACACAUGUAAACCGCUUCCAACUCAUGAGGAACUUGAAGAGAAAGGACAGCCAUAUAAGUGCUUGUGUACUGGAAACGCUCCAAGCAAGAGGACUGAUGUUCAAGGCUCACUAGAAAAAUACCCACCAAAAAUACUUUCUAAAAUAGUUCUUUUGAAACCAGUGCAGGUCAUAGUCAUUAUAAUAUUUGCAGCUUAUUUGGGAAUAUCUAUAUGGGGAGUCACUAAUUUUAAAGAGGGGCUUGAUAUUAAAAAUCUUGUAAGUGAAGAUUCAUAUUAUUUCAAGUAUCUCAGUUUUGAUGAAAGUUUUACAUCCAGGGGUAUAAUUGUUACACAGUUUAGUGUUGCUGGCAAUGUUAAAUACUCAGAUUCAGAAACAAUAAGGAAGAUAGACAAUCUUCAGACCCAUGCUGAAAGGGAUGUGGAUACAUGUAGUAAUUGCUCUAUCAAUUGGUUGAAUGCGUACAGACAGACUGCUUAUUUUGAUGAUUCAACUGAGUCAGCUUUUAUAAAUAGUCUUCAAACACAGUUCCUUCCUGCAUUCCCUAUGUUUACCAAUGAUAUAAGUUUUAGUGAUGACAAUACAUCUAUCAAAGCCUCAAGAUUUUAUGUAUUUGCUUAUGAUGUAAUAGAAUCUAAAGAUGAGGGUAAUUUUAUGCUAAGAAUGAGAGAGAUUGCAGCAUCUUCUAAUUUUCCAGGUGUUAUAGCUUAUUCUCCCCCCUUUAUUUUUACAGAACAAUAUGUUACCAUAUUACCCAACACUUUACAGACUUUGGGAAUAUCAGUUGCUGCCAUAUUUGUUAUUACUGCCAUUUUUCUUCCCCAUCCUUUGUUAGUUUUCCUUGUGACUAUAACUCUUGUAAUGAUUCUAGUUGGACUUAUAGGAUUCAUGUAUUUUUGGAAUCUGACUUUGAGCUCUAUAACCAUGAUUCACAUUGUUAUGAGUGUAGGUUUCUCAGUUGACUUUAGUGCCCAUGUAUGUCAUGGAUUUAUGGAAACGGCAUCAGAAGAUCGUAAAUUGGGUGCUUGUGGAGCUCUUGUUAGAUCUGGUGGCCCCAUUUUCAAUGGAGCUAUGUCAUCCUUAAUUGGAAUCAUUAUGUUGGCGUUUUCAAAGUCAUAUGUUUUUUUGUCUUUUUUCAAGAUUAUGAUAUUGAUCAUCCUUCUUGGUGCUGCUCAUUCGUUGUUUUUCUUGCCAGUUGUCUUGUCACUUGUUGGUCCACAAUUUAAGCCUAAGAAAAUUAUUGUUGAAGUUGAGGAAGAAGAGAUGAUUAUGAAAAAUAAAAAUGCAAAUGGAAACUGAGAAAUUGACAGUGGGUUUUUUGAAAAAACGCAUUAUAACCUGUCCAAAUAGGAACCAUAUUUAAACACACUAACAGAUUCAGAGUGGGGUUUUUUAGGGUUGAAACCCCUUUUUUUUUGGACAAUCAUGACAAUCAAUGCAUUUGAAUGGAGACAUAUAGUUCAAGAGAGAGCAUUAGGAUUUGUAUAUAACAACUAUUUAUCGUCCUCUGAAACUCUUGAGAACAUUAUAGGUUCCAAUCCUACAAAUAAGAUUCAUCAGGACAAUGGCAUUUCAGACUUAUAAAAUAUUAGAUAAUUUGACUCCUUUAUGUUUACAAAAUUUACUUCCAAUUAAACACACUAAAUAUUCUUUUAGAUACAGUAACAUUUUGGAAAUACCACAGGUAAGAACUACCUCAUAUGGAAAUAUUUUUUAAGCUUUGCUGCUGCUUCUUUAUGGAUUUGCUUACAAAAACCAUUUUAGGACUGUUAUCAGCUUCUCACAUUUUAGAAGUCUUGUUCAUUCUUGGAGAGGAACAGACUGUUUUUGCUCUGCCUGUAGGUAAUUUGUGUUACAAUAUUUAUGCUUUUUAUGCUGCAUUAACAGCUUGCUUUGCAACUGAAAUUUUGUUUUUACAGUUUUAAAAAUUACAAGUGUUGAAGUUUUAACUUUAGAUUUGUUUAAAAAAUUUUAGCUGCAAAUUUUUACAAUUAUUUCUGUAUUAGUGUUUCAUAUGUAUGUUUUUGUAUUGACAAGAUAAUGAAUCUCAAUGAAAUUUUACAAGAAGGUUCAAUACCCAGAAAGGAAGGUUGGGAUUGGUUUUGGGGGUUAUUUUUCCAACAGUUUGGGAAAUAGGGACCAAAAGGACCCAAAAACAUCAGUUUAAGUAGGAUGCUGGAAUAUUCAGGUGUCAGAUUAGAUAUUUAUGCUUUUUAUGCUGCAUUAAUAGCUUGUGUUGCAACUGAAAAUUUGUUUUUGCGUUUUAAUAAUAACAAGAGUUGAAGUUUUAACUAUAUAAAAUAUUUGAAUUUUUUUUAGCUGCAAAUUUUAGUAUUAUUUCUGAAUUUAUAGUGCUUACAUGUAUAUGUAUGAUCAUGUAUGUUUAAGUAUUAGCAAGAUAAUGAAUGUCCAUGAUAUUUAACAAGAAGGUUCAAUUCUUAUAAUGUUUUAAAUGUUUACAAAAUUCUAGUUAUUAGAAUUUUGUAAACAUUUAACAUUAUUUUAGUUUAUAUUUGACUUUUUCAUGUUUCACUUUAUACCAUUUACAACUACCAUAGUUUAUAAGUACUGCCGGUCUAAUCUUAUAUAGAAAUCACUGUUAAUGUAAGAUCAUAGGAAGUGAUAGGACAUUUUGCCAAAAUUCUUUAAAAAUUAGUAAAUAAUAGUGUUCUUUGAAAUGAACCAGACAGUCACACUAAAACUCCUGUAGAAGAAAGAAUAUAAUUUAUCCUUUGUGUCUUUUAGAAGAAGAAUAUGAAUUUCAUUUCAUUAUGAAAUGUACAAAAAUAAAUACAAUAAGAUAACGAUUGUUUUCAAAAAUUAAUGAAAUAGAUCAGGGCCCUCUCUUUUAAAUUUGACUAAUGAAGCAAGAUUUAAAUUUUUGUUUACAUGUGGUGAGACUGAUAUAAUUAGAAUUAUUGAAAAAUUCCUAAGCAACAUGUACAAUUCUAGAAAUGCUUUACAUAUUGAGUACUAAAAAACUUUGUGGUACCACCUCCUCUCAGGGAUAUAUACUGUGUAACUUGCCUAAUCUGACACACUGGGAGACUAGAAAAUAAUGUCGGAUUAAGCAGGGUGUCAAAAUUCUCAGUUUUUGGUCUGCAAGGAUAGGCAUAUUUUGGGACCAUGAAAAUGUGUCAGUCAAAGCAGGAUGCUGGAAUACUCAGGUGUCGGAUUAGGCAUGUUACAAAGUAUAUACAUUUUUUAUUGUAAUUAUAUUUCUUUUAUAUACAUAUAUAUACAAUUUUUAUAAAUGUGGACACAUAUAUGUCUGUUUUUUUGUGUAUAACCAAUGUUUAUUGUCUUGGUAUCAAUCCUUUAAUUUCGGAUUGUCAUUCAAACAAUAAAAUAUCUUAUCUUA